This is a messenger RNA of Pyrus x bretschneideri (Chinese white pear), 2452 nucleotides long. RefSeq lists its product as uncharacterized. Gene Ontology annotation, molecular function: alpha-(1->6)-fucosyltransferase activity. The transcript has 10 exons. Bases 494 to 2263 code for a protein of 589 amino acids. NCBI's taxonomy places the organism in Eukaryota, Viridiplantae, Streptophyta, Magnoliopsida, Rosales, Rosaceae. The record is from RefSeq and is a predicted model, not a curated record. Gene Ontology annotation, biological process: protein N-linked glycosylation.
CUCCCUCCCUCUCCCUCUGCCUCUCCCUCUCUCUCUCUUUCUCUGAAAGUUCCUGUCCUCUCUUGGUUUUGCUGAGAUACCCUUUGGAUAAUUUCUGGUGCUAAUAUUUAUUUCUUAAUUAAAGAUAAAAAAAAUACACCAAAUUUGCUGUUUCUGGCAUCAACUUUUAGCCACGCUUAUCUGUGUUCUGUCAAGCUGUUUGCUUCUUCUUUUUGUGGAAUCAGUGGCAUGUUUCUCUUUGCAUGCGCUCUCUUUUUUGGUUUUUGACAUUUUGCUGCCCACCUUUUGCUUCUUUUUCUUUUUCAAAUCCAGGUGAAAUAUUUUUCCACAUUUUUUUUUCUCUUGAAGCUGGAAGGAAGAUGGAGGUGGACCCCACCGAAGUUUUUGAGUAAUCAGAGUUAGUUGGCAUCCCAUGAAUUUCUGGUGAAAAGAAAAGGCUUCAGAUUUUCUGUUGGUUUCAUUGAUCCUUGGAGGUGAAGAAAAUAAAUAAAAAAUGGAGCCAUCAAAUCAGAAGUCUCUGGAGAGAGCUGUUUCACAGAAGGCUUUUCAAAUGGGGAGUUCAUUUCCUUGUCAAAUUUGUGUGGUGGGUUUUCUGUGUGGAGUUUGCCUCACUUCUCUCUUUCUUGCUGCACUCACUUCCCUUGGUACUUUUGAGUAUGGAGGCCUUUCGUUUUCGUCGAUUUCUCAGGGUUCUUCAGCUGGGAAUUCAAGCUCAGAGUUCAUCAAUGUGGUUGCAGGCACAAACUGCAGUUCAAAACGGCAAAUCAGAACAGAGAAAAAAGUUGAUUCACUGAGAAGUGAAGAAAUGAUCAAUGAUGAGAGAGUCACAUUACUGUAUUCAGCUUGGAGUGCUGUACUAAAUGAAUCAGGUUCUGGAGAGAGUGACCUCUUGCAGAGACUUGGAGUAAGCAGAUCCAGUAUUCCAAAUGCCCCACAUUUGGAAAACUGCAUGUUGAAAGCACAAGUAAACGAGCGCCUUGAUAAGCAUGCGGAAAACGAGAAGUAUCCUCCUUGGACAAGUUGGAAGGGAUUGUUGGACAGGUACCCUGCAGCUGCAACUAAUGAGCAGUCGAGAUACUUUAGGCAUCAAGAUAUAUCCGAAGGUGCCUACGCUCCCUGGAUUACAGGGUCCGAUGAAGAAAAUUUUCCCUUGACACGAAAAGUGCAACGAGACAUAUGGAUGCAUCAGCAUCCUUUGAACUGCAGCGACCCUAGCGUAAAAUUUCUUGUAGCUGACUGGGAAAGAUUACCAGGAUUUGGCAUUGGAGCACAGAUCGCCGGAAUGUGUGGGCUUCUAGCUAUUGCAAUCAAUGAAAACAGGGUCCUUGUCACCAACUACUACAAUCGAGCUGACCAUGAUGGUUGUAAAGGUUCGUCCCACUCCAGUUGGUCUUGCUACUUCUUUCCAGAAACAUCCAUACAAUGUCGAAAUCGUGCUUUUGAGCUUAUGGGAAGUGAAGAAGCCCGGAAAAAAGGCACCAUUACAGCAAAAGAAAGUUAUAACUCAAAGAAAAUAUGGGUUGGACCUACACCCAAAAUAUGGGGCGAUCCAUGGAGUCAUUUGCAACCUACGACAGAAAUAAAUGGGAGUUUGGUUGCUUAUCAUCGCAAAAUGGACCGGAGGUGGUGGAGAGCACAGGCGGUUCGAUACUUGAUGAGAUUUCAAACGGAGUACACAUGCGGCUUAUUGAAUGUUGCCCGCCAUGCUGCAUUCGGAAAGGAAGCUGCCCGUAUGGUCAUCAGAAGUUUUGACGGAAAAUGGCCUAAGGAUGUUACAAUCGACCCAAGGUCCGAUAUCGAAGAAUUUGUUUGGUCUAGUCACAAGCCGUGGAUGCCUCAGCCACUGCUUAGCAUGCACGUGAGAAUGGGAGACAAAGCGUGCGAAAUGAAGGUGGUGGAAUUCGAAGAAUACAUGGGUCUUGCUGACCGAAUAAGAAGGCGCUUCCCGCAGCUUAAGAGUGUGUGGCUCUCUACUGAAAUGCAGGAAGUGAUAGACAAAUCCAAAAGUUACCGUCACUGGGACUUCUACUACACGAACGUGACCCGUCAAGUGGGGAACUCGACAAUGGCCGCUUAUGAAACGAGUCUCGGAAGGGAGACUAGCACGAACUAUCCGAUUGUUAAUUUCUUGAUGGCAAGUGAAGCUGACUUUUUCAUUGGAGCACUGGGUUCAACUUGGUGCUUCCUUAUCGAUGGAAUGAGAAACACCGGCGGGAAAGUUAUGGCCGGAUACUUAAGCGUUAACAAGGACCGGUUCUGGUAGAAAAUCCGUCUAAACUACCGGCAACACGAAUAGAUGUGUAAAUCAUUAGGUCAACAAUUUUGUUGUCUGUAAAUCGGUAUGUAUCGACAGUAAAAUCGUCAUAUCUUAAAUCAUGUAAUCCCUGUACAUGCUCAGAUAAGCAAAGACCCAUGAAGACGGACUGUUAACGUGCAACGUCUUUCAUUUGUA